AUGGCUUGGGAUGAGAUGAAGGAGCUUACGCGCAAAAAGUACUGUUCAAGAGCUGAGAUUCAGAAGUUGGAAACCGAGUUUUGGAACCUCAAGAUGGAUGGUCCAAAGAUUGCUGAGUAUGUGCAGAGAUUUCAUGACUUAUCUCGCGUUGUUCCCUACAUGAAAAAGGAGACUCAUGUCGAGUCAUCUGGAGAAAACAAGCGGAAGUUCUCCAACUUCAAGAAGGGUACUAAAGGAAACAACAGUGGUAACAAGAAAAGGGAUGCAAACCCACCAGCCGAGGUCAAAACUAGUGUUGUGAGUUCUGAGAACAAAGGGAAAGGAUACAUGGGCACUUUGCCUAAUUGUGAUGUAUGCCUGUUAUAUCAUGCCGGCCCAUGUAGGUAUAGGAAGUGUGAAAAUUGUGGAAGGAAUGGUCAUUCAAAAGAGACGUGCUGGGUUGGUAAGGGUCGUGGAAGUGGUGGCCAGAGAGGUAAUGGUAGUGGCAGUGGAAACCGUGGUGGAAACGGUACUGGGAAUAGAAACAAUCAAGGAGGAAAUGGUGGCAAUGCGAACCAUGGUGGUUUUGGAAAUCAAGCUGGAAAUGGACACCGCAACCACAACAACCAAGGUGGCAAUGGAAACAUGCAAGGAUGCUUUAGCUGUGGAGAUAUUGGGCAUUUCAAGAGAGAUUGCCCGAAGAACAACCAAGCUCAGGGGAGAGUUUUUAACAUUGGAGCUAGGGAAGCUUGCCAAGAUCCAAACGUAGUCACGGGAAAGGUGAAUGUCGUAGCAGACGCCUUAAGUAAGAAAGAGAGGAUUAAGCCCAUAAGGGUUAGGGCUUUGGAGAUGAUUAUACAGGCAGAUCUCUCGUUGCGCAUCCGUGCUGCAUAG
Molecule: messenger RNA, 873 nt
Organism: Helianthus annuus (common sunflower)
Lineage: Eukaryota; Viridiplantae; Streptophyta; Magnoliopsida; Asterales; Asteraceae
Product: translation initiation factor IF-2-like
Exons: 3
Coding region: 1-873 (290 amino acids)
Molecular function (GO): zinc ion binding; nucleic acid binding
Source: RefSeq, a predicted model, not a curated record